This is a messenger RNA of Dermatophagoides pteronyssinus (European house dust mite), 10010 nucleotides long. RefSeq names its product ubiquitinyl hydrolase 1 puf (gene puf). NCBI's taxonomy places the organism in Eukaryota, Metazoa, Arthropoda, Arachnida, Sarcoptiformes, Pyroglyphidae. Gene Ontology annotation, biological process: protein deubiquitination. Gene Ontology annotation, cellular component: nucleus; cytosol. Gene Ontology annotation, molecular function: cysteine-type deubiquitinase activity. The record is from RefSeq and is a predicted model, not a curated record.
UCGUUUUUUUUUUUUUUUGAAAUCGAACAUCAUCUUCCGAGUAAAAAAUCGGAAAAUAAAUGUGAUGUAAUUUUUGAAAAGUUUGUGUGUUCAAAACCGAAAAACAAACAAAUUGUUGUGAUUACUUGUGAUUCUUUGGUUUAAAUUCAUCUUUAAAGAUUCUUUUUUCUUCAACAACAACAAUGUCAUUAUCAAUCAUGUCAAUUCACGAAAAUUUUUGUGAUAAUUGUAAAGAAAUGAUUAUUCUACUUUCAAAAUAUGAUGAUGAUGAUGAUAAUUUUCAAACAUUCGAAUCAUUGGAUUCGAAUAAUUUUCUGGAUAGAGAUGCUUUAAAUUUAUUGAUAAAUUAUAUGAAUAAUUGGUCAACCAAACAUUGUGCAUGUUGUUAUAAAGAUCAGAAAAAUUUUCAACGUUUUGAUAAUCUUGUGCAAUCGAUUAUUAUCGAAUCAUUUGAAUUUUUAAACACUGUCAUCAUUAUCGACAACAAUAAAUCAUCCGAAAACGAAAACAUUCAAUCAUUUUUUGAUGAUUGGAAUGAUGAAGAUAAAGAAAGAUUAUUGUUAUUAUUGUCAAAGGUAUUUCAACUUUCAUUUCCACUAUAUGUUACAUAUAAACAUUCAAAUUAUACAAAAAAUGAUGAAUUAUCACCAAAAGAAUUGAAAAUCCUAGCAAAUUAUUGUGAUCUUAGUGAUUAUGAGAUGCCAAUAUAUUUAAUGAGAAAAAUUAUCUACUUUAUUGAACAUUCGGGAUUUAAAUUAUUUAUCGAUUGUUUUUCUAAAUCUGAUCCAAAUUAUUUAACAAUUUCAUUGGCCAAUUCAUUAAUAUCAACCAUACAAAGCCUUAAGUAUUAUUUUACAUUACCUUCUAUCAAUAAUGAACUAGUCACAUUACGUAUUGAAGUGAUAAAUUAUUUAUGUAAAAUUGGCGAUAAUGAUUUAAGAAAUUUAAAUAAUCGUGGAAUGUUUGAAUUUAUUUGGUCAGUGAUUAAGGAAUAUAAUUUUAAUAAUAAUUUUGGUCUUGAUUAUGAUGGUUUGAAAAUUGCACAUAAAUAUUUUCUAUCAUCAACAUUAACAAUGCGUUUGUCAGGUUUGGCUCAAAUUAAUAAUUGUAUUGCAAUUUAUAAUGAUCUUACACAUCCGGCAAUGAAUACAAAUCUAGAAAAUAUUCGUAAUGGUCUUAGCCAAUGGUUAAUUGAUAAUAAAAUUUUGGAAAAUAUUUAUGGGCCAAAUUCACAUGUAGAAGUGAUUAAACAAAGUCAUUUUAUUUUGAAUUUUCUGGCCAACAGACUUACUACUGAACAUUUAGAUCUUAUUUGGUGUGCUGCACAACUAAAACAUUAUGAACGUUAUGUUAUUGAUUUACUUUGUCAAUUGAUAAAAAAUCUUAAAAUCCAAAUUGUUUAUCAUCUUUAUAAUCAUUUAUGGAAAAUUAAACCAAAAGAUCAUUCCGAACAUACAUUGAAUCUAGCAUCACAUGUUAUAAAAUAUAUUUGGUUAUUUAAUGGUAUUCAACCUGAUAUGUUGACAAAUUGUUCAUAUUUAUCAAAUGAUAAAAUAAUGAUUGGUUUUGAUGAAAAUAUUUUGAAUAAAAAUUCAUUAAUGUCUUCAUUGUUUAAAGAACGAACCAACAAUAGUUCAUCGGCAAGUUCAAUCGAAGUUAGUGAUGAAGAUGAAGAAGAUGAAUUUGAUGUUAAUCUAAAUAGUCCAAGAUUGAUUGAACAUCAUAUGGAUAAAACAGCAACAACAACAACAACAAUUUCUCCGUUGGACAAUGUUGAUGAUGACGAUGAUGUCGAUGAUGAUGAUGAGGAUGGUGAUGAUGAUGGUAGUAAUCAAUCUUCAAAUAGUGAUGGAUCUGAUAUGGAAAUUCAACCGCAAGAAAAUCAUAUUGAUUUACAGAAAAAUAAUAAUGAUGAUUUUAAAUUGAAUGAUUUGGAUUGUCAAAUUCAACUAAAAGAAUAUAAUGAUGAUGAUCCACCAUUAUCAUCAUCAUCAUCAGCAAUCCAGUGGAAUGCCGGCAAAACAACGAUGAAUCCUUGUGAUGAUAAUGGUAAUGACAAUGGUAAAAUGAUGGAAAUUGAUCUAGAUUUAUUGGAUGAAGACACCGUUAAAAAUAAACAACAACAACAACAACAAGAUUUUCAAUUUCGUAUAUCAGAUGUUCAUAAACCUGGAAAUACAUUAUUAUAUGAUAUACUACAGGAUGAUAUACUGAAUUUACUAAAUGAAGAUUUAGCAAAUGCUGUUGAAAAAAUAUUCUGGAAUUUAUUAUGUUGUGCAAGUGAUCGUGAAAUACGUUUUAAAUUUAUUGCCGGUUGUUUGGAAAAUCUUUCGAAAAAUUAUUCCGUUAUAACAUCAUUACGUUUAUUACAGAAAUUAUUUUCAUCAUUUUAUCAAUAUCAAGAUGGAAAAUUGAUAAGAAAAAUUAUUCUCACGUGUGAAAAGGAGAAAAAUAUGUUGAAAUUAUUUUUCAAUAAUCUAAGUCUUUUUAUGUAUCAUUAUAAAUAUUCGAAUGAUAAUGAUGGACAUGAUGAAGAUCAAUUUCAACGAAAAUGGCUAAUGCUCAAAUCAAAAUUCUAUACACCAAAAGAAGAGAUACAAAUCCGAUUGAAUUUUCUUAGUUUUAUUUUCAUCAAUGCCGGUUCACAUGAAAUAUUGAAUUUUUCCCAAGAACAUGUUAAUAUUCUUUGGAAUGUUUUUACAAAAUGUGAAUCGAAUGAAAUUGUUGAUGAAUUUUUUGAUUGGCUAUUGAAUCAAGUAAAAUUGAAUAAUGGAUUGAAUAUUGAUAUUAUCAAACAUAUUUUGUUUGAAAAAAUGCCAUUUUUAAAACCAGAAUCAUUUUCAUUAAUAUCAUUGGAUUUAUUACAAAAUUUACAUGGUUUUAUUUUAUCGAAAAAUUGUGAAAAUCCUAAAACAUUUAGUAUUGUAGUGAAACUUCUGUGGGAUAUUGCAUUCAAAAAUCCAAAUCAAAAUGUUUCAAUGAAUGCUAGUCGUCAUCUGAAUAAUUAUUAUAUUAAUCUAUUAAGCUGUACAAAUCGUUUUGAUAAAGAAGAAGAAUUUAUUCGUUCUUGUAUUGGUUAUUUAAAAGAUGCAUCCAUUUUGUUACCAAUUUCUUGUCAACGAAGCCUGUUGAUUAUUGAAAGAGCAGUAAUAUUGUUGAAAACAUAUUUGGAAAUAUUUUAUGCAAGAUAUUCAUAUUUUUUUCGUACAUUAAAAUUAUCAUCAAAGUUUGAUCUGUCGAUGCAUCGUAUACCGGAUAAAUCUGAAUCAAUGAUUAAUAUAAUGGUCUGUUCACCAUUCAACGACCGGAAUACAUUUGAAUUUUCAUUAUUUGAUUAUAUUGGUGAUUUACGUGCUGAAGUUCAACAUUGGUGGCGUAUGCUUCGAAAAUCCAUUGAACCUGUUGCUAUGGAUGAUCAACUGAUAUGUCUUGUACUGAACGAUCAUGAAAUUUCAUUUGAUUGUGAUGAAAAACGACUACUGGAAUUGAAUUUUAAAGAUAAUCAAAUUAAUCAAAUUUCAUUUCAUAUUUGUAAACAUACGUUGGUGAAAUCAUCAAAUAUUGUUACAUUAUCAUUAUCAUCGGAAUUUUUUGAAGAAUUUAAACAAAAAAAUCCAAAAAAUCUUUUGAUUGAACCGAAUAAUUUCGAGCUGUUAUUUAUAUUGAUGCAACAAUUAGAUAUGAUUAAUGUAAAUAAUUUGAAAGCAAGAAUAUUGUCGAGAAAUAUUUGGGAAAUUGUACAAAUGUUACCAACACCGUACGAGAUGGUUCGGAAAUUUCAUCAAUUGGAAUCGAAAUAUUAUGCUGGUGAUGAUAAGGAAAAGUUUCCAACGAUUACUGAUGAGGAAAUCAGUCCGAUCAUUGAUUAUAAUGAUUUUUAUAAGGAAAUAUUUCCAUCAAAUUCAAAUCAAAAAUUAAUAUAUUCAUGUCAAUUGAUUGAAAAUUAUCGUAAAAUUAAUAAAGAUUGGCCACGGAUUUUCAUGGAAACCGGAGGGUUACGGUUUUUCUAUCGAACAUUUAUCGAUGUUGUUUGUACAUUAAAAAUGAAACGUGAUUGGACUGAAUGGAAACAAGAUUGCCUCACUUCGUUGAUACAAAUUCUUUAUCAAUUUACAAAAUUUUCAUCCAAAAUGGAUUCAAAUGAUCAAAUUUUUAAAUCCGAAUUGGAUAAACCUAGUGAUCAAACAAGUAUUGAAACAAGGAAAAAUAAACGUUUACGUAAAAAUUCAUUGGAAAAAAAUUCACUAAUGAAAUUUAGUCAGGAAAUUUUGGCCAUUAUUGAAGAUGAAGAAAAAUUAUUAGAUUCAUUUAUGAUAAUUUUGAAUAAUGUUUUUAUGAAUUCCAAACCAAUUUAUCAAACAUCAAUUUGGUCUCGUUCACAAGUUGUUUACAUUGCAUUAACAUUUUUCACUUCGUGGCUAUAUUCAGAUCCAAAUAUUUUCGAAAUGUUUUUGGAAUCAAAAAAUGCUCGAGAAAUUAUUAAAAAACUUUUGAUUGAUGAUGUUGAUCAUAUGGUACGAAAAGAAUCAAACAAUUCAUUUUCUCGAGUAUUUUUAAGCUUAAAUCCGGAAUUAUGUCGAAAAUUUCUACCAAAAUUUUUGAAAAUUUUAUUAAAUUUUCUAGAAGAAGCAUCAUUGGUUAAUAUACAAAGAAUUUCAUCAAGAUUUACUUUGGAUGAUAAGGAAAAUUAUUAUCCUGGGAAUAAAGAUUAUUUUCUAUUGGUUUGUCGUUUGAUUGAUCAUUUAUAUUCACAAAAAUCCACCAACAAUAUUAAUUCAAAAGAUACUGAUUUGGAUGCUGAAAAUCUUUCGAAACAGGUUGCAAAUCUUAUUGUAAAUCGUGAAAAUUUUGAAUCAAAUAAAAAUCAUCAUUCAGAAGAUGAAGGCCUGAAAGGUUUGUUUUUACUGCAAACAGUUUUAUUGAAAAAUAACCCGCAAGUAAAAUGUUGUCAAGAAAUGAAAGAAUUUAUAAUGAAAAUUUUUGAUUGUCUUUUUUCAUUACCAACAUUUAAUCAUCGUCAAUUACCUAAAUGUAAAAAUAUUCAUACACGUAAAACAGCAUUUGAUUUGUUAUUAGAACUGAUUAAAGGUAAUGAAGAUAAUUAUGUAAUUUUAACGAAUUUGCUUAUCGAUCAACAUCGUCAUGAAAUUAUUGGUCGUCAAACACCUUAUCCAUGGGAAUAUUGGCCACAGGAUGAAAGUCGUUCAGAUUUUGUUGGUCUAACUAAUCUUGGUGCAACAUGUUAUAUGGCAUCGUGUAUGCAACAUUUAUUCAUGUUACCUGAAGCACGUAAUACAAUAUUGACUUGUAAUUUAUCAACUGUAAUUAAACAUGAAUCCAUUCUACGUGAAUUACAAAAAAUGUUCAUUUUCCUACAGGAAUCUGAACGAAAAUCAUAUAAUCCGAAAAAUUUUUGUAAAGUUUAUACAAUGGAUCAUCAACCAUUAAAUAUUUGUGAACAAAAAGAUAUGACUGAAUUUUUUACCGAUCUAAUUACUAAAUUGGAAGAAAUGACUGCCGAUCUUAAAGAUAUGGUUAAAAAAUUGUUUAGUGGUUUACAAUCGAAUAAUGUUGUUUCGUUGGAUUGUCCACAUAUAAGUCAAACAAUGGAAGAAUUUUAUACAUUACGUUGUCAAGUUGCUGAUAUGCGUGAUCUAUAUGAAUCUCUAAAUGAAUUAACUGUUAAAGAUACACUUGAUGGUGAUAAUAUGUAUAAUUGUUCGGUUUGUGGUCGAAAAGUUCGUGCAGAAAAACGUGCCUGUAUAAAAAAAUUACCCAAAAUUCUUUGUUUUAAUACAAUGCGUUAUACAUUCAAUAUGAUUACAAUGACUAAGGAAAAAGUUAAUACACAUUUUUCAUUUCCAUUUACAUUGGAUAUGUCACCUUAUUUGGAAAAAAAUCUAUUGAACCUGCCGGAUGAAAAACAAUUUGAUAAUGAUGAUGACGAAAUACUAAUGAUGACUGAUGAAGAAGAAUCAAAUAAUAGUACAAAAUAUGAUUUAAUUGGUGUAACCGUACAUACAGGUACGGCUGAAGGUGGUCAUUAUUAUUGUUUUAUACAGGAUCGUGAUCCACAAAGUCCAACACGUAAUAAAUGGUUUCUAUUCAAUGAUGCAGAAGUGAAAUUAUUUGAUAAAUCACAAAUUGCAACGGAAUGUUUUGGUGGUGAAAUGACAAGUAAAACAUAUGAUAAAAUUAAUGAUAAAUUUUUAGAUUUUAGUUUUGAAAAAACAAAUUCUGCUUAUAUGUUAUUCUAUGAAAAAUGUGAUGAUAGAAAUUCAACAACAACAAUGAUUUCAACACCGACAACAACAACUUCAACAACAAUAGCAUCACCGACAACAACAUCGCCAAUAAUGACAUUUGAAAAUUUAUCCAAAGAAUUAAUCGAUUGGAUUUGGAGUGAUAAUUUAUCAUUCGUACGAGAUAAAUUGAUUUUUGAACAUACUUAUUUUGAUUUUAUAUGGAAAGUAGUAACACAAACACCAUAUACAUUUACUACCGGUAUUAUUACUACCACCACCACUUUAUCGAAUAAAUCAACAUUAAUUUCAAUACGUUUAGCAACAUUAUUCGUAUUGGAAACUUUGAUUCAUUCAAAAGAAAAACCAACCAUACCAAAUUGGAUUGAAUUAUUAAUUAAACAAUUUAAUAAUUCAAAAAAAGCAUGUGAAUGGAUUAUGAAUCAUCUGGCUGAAAAUGAUUGGUGGUCAAUGAAAAUUUUGUUUAAAUGUUCAAAUCAAACUGUACGGCAAAUAUUUGUACGUCUUUGUAUACAUGUUAUUCAGAAGCUAAAAUCCUCUUCAUCGAUUUAUAUGCAUUCACUAACUACCACCACCACCGCCACCAAUGUUGCAUUAUCAUCAAAUGAAGAUCUUGUUAUUCGUCCGUCGUCGGUUGAUCUACAUCUUAAUCAUUCGGUUAUAAAUUUUAUUAAACGUUUAAUUUCAUUAAUCAAUUCGGAUUUGAUAAUGUCUCGACCGAAUAUAAAAUAUCUUUCAGAAUAUUUUUCAUUUUUAUUGGAAUUUGCUAAACAAGGUGAUGAAGAAUAUCAGCUAUUAUUAUCGAUUGGAACCAUAUCUACGCUGAUAAAUUUUUAUCUAAAUCAUGGGAAAAUUGUUGGUGAUUUUCCCGAAUCAUUCCAAAGUAGUGAUAAUGAAGAUGAAGAUUUUGAUGAAAGAUCAACACAACAACAAACAUUUCGUCCAAUAUUGGAUGAAAAAUUUCCGAGGAUAGCAUCAUUAGAUAAAAUGCUUUCAUUAAUUGUUUACCUGUUGGAAAAAUCACAAAAUCGAACAUCAUCAUCACAUCAAUUUAUCAUAACAAAACAAGAUUUUGAUUCAUUAAUUAGUGAGAAAACAUUUCAAUUUUUACAACAACAAAUUCGUGAUAAUAUCAACUUACGGCAAACAUUCAAUCUAAUUUGUUCAAUAUGUAAUAUUGAUGAUAGUUUAUUUUCACCAAUAAUCAAUAUGAUAUUUUCAUCGAUAAUUCAAUUUCCUGAAACAAGUCAAAUGUUUUUUAAAAUAUUAUCAUUUAUAACUGAAUCUGCUUGGGUAUCGGCAUAUUUUUCCAAAUUAAUUCUGCCAAGAAUUUGGGAUCUAGCUGAACCAACAACGCUGCAAACAUUAGAAUGGUUAAUUCAACAUGUACCAAGGAAUAAAAUUCUACAUGAUCAUGUUCUCAACACAAUGGAUCAUUGGGUAUUAUAUUUUUUGAUUGAAAAUUCAAUACAAAGAGUUCGUUCAAGUACAGCACAAUUAUUAAUAUCAUUAGUACCAUCAAUGGAUGAUUCAUUUCGACAAAAUUAUCGUCCAUUUCGUUCAUUUCCAUAUACGAUCAAUAAGGAAAUUUUAUUGAAUAAAGAAAGUUUGGCCAUUAUUGAUCAACUAUUUAGCUAUUUGCUUGGAUUGAUUAAGAAGAUAAAAAUACUUACCGAAACACAACAACAACAAAAUCAACAGCAAAAAUUAACAAAUUAUUUCUAUGUUCUUACAUAUUUGAUGAUCAAUACGAAACAAAAACGUCUAUUCAUUACAUAUUUUAAUGAUUUUUGGAUAUUAUUUCAAACAAAAUUAUCCGAACCAGCAAUACCUAUUCAUCAGAAUAAGCAAGCAUUUUUAAUGUUUCUUUAUGUUUCAUGUAAUGAAUGUAAAGAUUCAAUCAAAUUGAUUGUACAGAAUGCAAAUGUUUAUAAAAAAAUUGCCCUUAAUUAUAUAUUGGCCGAUCAUGAUGAUCAAGAAGUAGUAAUGUUUAAUAAAAAUAUGUUACCAUAUUAUUAUGGUUUAUUACGUGUUUGUUGUGAAUAUUCACGUUCAUUCACUAGGUAUUUAGCAUUACAACAAAAUAUUCAAUGGGCAUUCAAAAAUAUAACACCAUAUUCAAAUCAUUAUUCAUUAGCAAUUAAUGAACUGUUCAAAUUAAUUCGAUUGUUUACAACUGUUUAUUCGGAUUCAAAUGAACAAGAAAUAAAUGAAGCAAUCAAUUUUAAACAAAUGACAUUAAAACUUUAUCUACAUACAUUGGAUCCAGAUGUACAUUGGAAUACAAUAAUAGCCGUAUUGAAUAUUCUUAUUGAAACAAAUGAUGAUUUAUUGUUUAUCAUACGAAACAAUGGUUUAUGUACUUUAUUUCAAUCAUUUUCAUCACUGCAUGUUAUGUUUCAUCAGGCAACUGCUUGCCAUAUUACUGCUGAAUUGAUUGAUUUAUUAAAAAUUAUAUCAUCAUUAUUAUCAACAUUUGAACGUGAAUUUGAUUCAUUACAAGAUUAUAAAACAAAUUUAAAAGCAUUUUUAGAUAUCAAAAAAUUUAUAUUCCUGCUGAACACUUAUACACCAUCAAAUCUUCGUCAAGCAUUAUUUGAAGUAUUGUUUAAAUUGAUCAAAGUUUUUCCAUAUGAUUAUUUGGUUUGUAUUGUAAAAUUUUUAUUAUUUCAACAUAAUAUAUUUGUUGAACAAAAUUUUCCAUUCAUUUCUGGUCCAUAUUUUCCAAAACGUGGACAAAAAUCAUUUCAAACAAAAUCCAGUUUACGACCUGCACGUCCAACAUUUCAAAUGUGUUUUAAUAUUACCAAUAUUGAUAAUCAUCAUCAUAAUCAUAAUAAUGAUAUUGAUCGUGAUUUUGAUUAUGACCGAAUGGUUUUUGAAUUUUAUCGUCCUUAUUAUACAUUCAUCGAUGAUGUUUGUCGUUUUGCAAUGAAAAAAGAUUUAAUUUUUGAAGAACUUGUCGAUCUGACUGUUAAAUUAGCAUUGGAAAGUUUAUAUUUUCGUAAUAAAUGCUUUAUAAUAUUAUGGCUUGAUUCUUGUGAAAAUCAAAAUAAUGAUAAUAACGAUGAUAAUGAUGGAGAUAAUGGUGGAUAUAAUUCACAUAGCAUAAUGGAUUUUCUUUCAACAAAUAAUUCAUUCUUUGAUUAUAUGAAAAUAAUUUUAUUGAAAGAAAAAAGUUGGUUGGAAGAUGAUGUUGUUUAUCGUUUUUUCAAAAUAUUUUUACCAAAGACAUCAUUAUCGUACACUGCCAAUGUUAUCAAGCAAAAUAUACUGCCAUCGAUUGAAAAUUUAUCAAGAAAUCCUAAUCUGAAAAAUUUAGAAAUUGUUCAACAAUUAAUAUGGAAUUUAUUGACAAUCAAAGUUUUUAUCGAAUCAAAUUCAAUUAUUAAUCAAGAUUUACCGGAAAAUUUUUCAACAAUUUUGAAUAAUUUGAAAAAAUUAUACUCUCCACUUGAGACUAAUGAACAUUGUGAAUCGGAAAAAACCGAUCAUGAAGAAAACAACAGCCAAGAAAGUAAAAAACCUAAACUAAUGUCAAAUGUUAAAAUUGAUGAAUCAUCAACAUCAAAAUUGAUUUGUGAUAGUAACCGUCAAUCAUCAUCUUCAUCGUCAUAUUUUAUCGAAAAUAUGACAAUGACCGAUUCGAUGACCCAAAAAAACUUUAUAAAUAAACUGAUGACAUUGAUACAUGAUAUUUGUGAAUUGUUAAAUAAUUGUUAAUCAUCACCCGUCAUCUGUCAUAAU